Molecule: messenger RNA, 4066 nt
Organism: Mercenaria mercenaria
Lineage: Eukaryota; Metazoa; Mollusca; Bivalvia; Venerida; Veneridae
Product: four-jointed box protein 1-like
Exons: 5
Coding region: 53-1288 (411 amino acids)
Biological process (GO): cell-cell signaling
Source: RefSeq, a predicted model, not a curated record
AUCAUUUAAUAGAAAGAAGUGAUAGGCAGGACAUCAGUUUUACGAAACAAAAAUGCCCGGAACAUGGAAUAAGUAUCUACAAAUUGUGUUUGUCUCACUUGCCUCUUGUUUCCUUUUAAAUUCUCAACAAAAACCUGAUUUGGAUAAGACACGACAUGUACACGAAGACAUGCAAAUGCCGAAUAGUUCCCAAAAGGAUGUCGUAACGCAUAUACAAAAUGUGCAUCGUCAUCAAAGAAAUAAUUUAAGUGGCUCUAUUGAAAACGAAUAUGAACAAGAUGAAGUUGGUGAGACAAAUUUAAUCAAAAAUGGAAUAUUUUGGAAUGACUUUGCCGAAUCAUUUGUUCCAAAAGGUUUAUCGUACACAAACAGCAUUAAACUGGUAGAAUACUUCCGAGAUCAACCUGUAAAAAGCAUCAAGUCGGCCAAUGGGAAGGCAUGCGGCGAUGGUAUUGUUGAACUUGUAGAUGGCACAAGAAUGUGUGUCAGACAUGACGACAAACUAUUUAAAGUUUAUGCUGAAGCAUUAGCCUUCUACCUUUCUCGCUUGCUACGUUUGGAUAACGUUCCUGAAGUGUUCCUUGCGGCAAUAAAUGGAUCCUCUACACGGUGGAAUGGUUUGGAGUUAAAUGCGUUGACAUGGAAAGAAAAUGACAUUGUUGCAGUCAUCAAAUGGAUUGCCAACGCAAGUCUUGAAACUUUCAUACCGCCAAUCAUUCGUGCUGCUUACGCAACAGGAGAGCCAGUUACAAAUGCUGUUAUUCAUGACACAAAAUAUCUUAGUGGGAAUACAGCUGCAAUUUCAGAGCUUGUCCAAUGGGGAUCCUUGAUUGUCUUUGAUAAUUUGAUUGGCCAUUAUGACAGAUUAGUACUUUACCAAACAUUCGGGAAACGUGGCCUCAGUAGAAGGAGCUUAGCUAGCAGUUUAUACAACAGUUUAAAAUCUCAAAACAGCAAAAUAUGGUUAAUUGACAAUGAAUCUGCUUUCUUCUAUCAAUAUAAGUCACGAGAUCCGACAUACAAUCACUUUCAAUUAAUAAAGCUCCAUGACAAAAUGCUUAAAACAAUGUGUAUAUUUCAAUCAUCCCUUGUGAAUGAAUUACGAAAACUUUCUGAACAUCCCUCGGCUUUUAAACGACUGUGGGGUUAUGCCAGUUCGUUUGAACCGUUAUUUGAUAGUUUUCAGAAAGACUACCGUUUCGAUGUGUUUGCUAGACUGUUUGAUACACGAUUGAAUCAAAUAAUAGAAUGGAUCGAUCAUUGUCAAAAUAUUCGCUCUGAAAGUUGAAACCAGAAAAAAAUAUCAUUUUCGAAUUUGUCAUCAUUUGUAUAAGAAGGUACUAUAAUGCAGCUUUAUUAGGUGUGAAUCAUAUUAGCGAUGUCACUGAGACGAAGAAUGAACAAAGCAAAGAAUCUGUUCAAAUAUUUCUUAUUAAACAUACCAAGUCUCUUGGACUUUGAAUAAGUCGUGUAACACCUCUUAGAAGUUGUUUACCUACGAAUCAUGUGAAUGUCAUGUCGUAAAUGAAGAUGGCACAAAUACAAGGAAUAACAUGUUGUAGUCUUUAAAACGCGGAAAACGAAGCAGUGAACAUUUCAUGGUAAGACAAGAUAGUUUAGCCCUUACCAUUGGUAGGCUGUAAUAUGUGGAGUAAUGAUUUAUUGCCGACAUACCGUAAAACCUGUGACAAGAGACAAAACAAAAUGCAAUCUUCCGUGGCUGCAACGAAGCAAGAGUCACAGAAUAAUAAUACUUAUGUUAUGUUACGUUUAACUAAAGGGAGAGAAAGUUUCGUUUCUUUCUGGAAGUUGGCAUACGUUUUCUAUGUUUGAUUAGACAUUUGUUACUUAAUGGAUGUAAGUGAUAAAACUUACUUAAAUUAUUUUUGUAUUUUUCAAAGUAACCUUUCCUAAAAGGGUUUUAGUCUUGAGGGUGAUUUUUCUGGCCGAUGAGAUGAAUUAUAAUUUAGUGCAGUCUACUUUUGAUAUAGCCAAUUUUUAUGAUAACAGUUUAAAUCAUUUUAUAGACAAAAAAGAAUUUUUACAUUUAUACACUUGUAAUAUAAAUAAUAUGUUGCCUUUGGUUGAAAGGUCACAGACAUAAAGAUGUUCUAUGCUGAUUGCUUAAUAUAUAUAUUUUAUACUAAUAUUUUGAAUAUAUGACUUAUAAUUGUGUCGGUGCGACGUUAAACCCUACAAAAUAAAUAAAAUAAAUUGAAUAUAUACAUUUUUAAUUAACGUACUCGUAAUAAAAUAUUUUUAGAGAUUUUGACUCGUUAACAGAAUUACCAAGCAGCACUAAGCAUCAAAGGCACCGAUAACAAUUUGGUAUGACAUUUAAGAAUUUCCUUUUCCUCUUUUAAAGACAGUGACCUCCAGAUUUUGGCUAAAAUAUUAUCUUGUUUUCAAACCGAAGUUUAGUUAUAUUAUGAACAUUAGAACAUGAGUUUUUGUUUUAAAACUAUUUCAAAAAUAGUAAAUCAAGAAAAGAUGAUCGCGUCAGAACCCGGACCGCCGCGGCAAUAAGGAACUUUUUCGCUGUCGUUGCCAAUACCGCUAUUAUAGGAUUUAAUGUUUAAUAAGCGUUAGAUAUAUAGAUAUUUAUAAUCGAGGCAAUUUAUCUCGAGUAAAGCGUUACUAGUAGUAUACUACAUAUACUAGUAGUCUGUCAGUAAUUAAGUUUCAAAACAUUCUUAAGAACUACAGCAUUAAUUCCCAGAUAUCUAAAAAUCUUUUUUUUCUGUUUUCGAACGAUCUGGACACUAGUGCCUUUAAAAACACUAACAUUACUGAUUUGGAAGCUUGUCAAUAAUAAGAAUGAAUCGAUAUUUCAACCUAAUGACUAUCUUUAAUGAUAGGCACUUUGAUCCCUUACAGUCGGUACUACGAGCACAGAAACAAAGUUCACAGACAUUCUUAUAUAUGUAUCACUUGUACAAUAGUAAAGCGAACAUUGCCGCCAGCUCAAGCGUAACUCGGGCCGUUGCAUUCCUUAUGUGAGGAAGCCUUCCAGCUGGUUUACUGAGGGUGGGCGCCAACUCGUGAGGAACUAAUGUAUGGAAGGACACCUUGGGUAUUCCUCCAACAUCAAAAUAUUGCCCCUGUCGUCAAAAGAUUGGAAGCCGCCACAUGGCCUGUGGCUUUAAACCCAACAAAAGGAACGUUGCAUUCAAGAAAGUAAAUGCAGGCAAAAUCAUAUUCAACAGUUUAAGUAAACGCAUUUUCAUUCGUUUAUUACUCAUACUCAUACUAUUUAUUAAGUUAAAACAUCUCAAAAUGAUUAGAGACUCAUCUUGUCAUGUUGUAUGUAUUCUCCUACAUUAUAUUUUCUCGAGUUUAACGAAACACCGACACAAUUAUAAGCCUUAUGGCGACCGGUCAGCUUUGAUGGUGGAGGAAGACCAAAGGCGCUCCUCCGUGCACUAUUUCAUCAUGUCGGGCAUUUACCUAGUUGAAACCACCGACCUUCCAUAAGUCAGCUAGAUGUCUUUCUCACAUGAAGGAUUCAACAUCCCCUGAGCAAGACUUGAACAAACAUCGAUAAGGGGCAAGUGAUUCAAAGUCAGUGACCUUACCCACUCGGCCAUAGAGGCCCGGAAUGAAUGUUCUACCUGAUUAGUGAAUCCAUAUGCUGGUGUGAUUCGGAUCCGACAAAGGACUUUUGAAAGUUAAAACUGAAAACUGGUUUUGUGAAUGAAUAUGGUUGUCAAUAUGUAUGUUUCUUAAAUUGAUGCAAUUAGUUUGAGUGUUGCUUUACGCUCUGUAUUUCAUAGUGUGUCAAAUAUAAAUAUGAGGAAACUGCGAUAGGAUUUAUUGUACUAUGCAAAUUGUUAUCUAUAUAAACGUGCAUGUUUUGAACAAAUACUGGUAACUGGUUUGUCUUAGAGAUGUACGGUACUCUCUGGUUUAGCGGUUUAACAUAUUUGUUGAUUAAGAUACAAAUCAGGGCGCGAAUCAUAAUCAGUGAUAUAUAUUUGUGUAUUAUGGUAUUAUGGUAUCUAUCCGACAAAGUUGGGAAAAUGUGAUUUCUAACAAUACUGCAAGAAAAACUUGUUUAUAAAAUUUA